UUUCUGCGUCCUUGUUUACUUCCCCUUCACUUCGGUGCCUCCCUCCUUUUUCUUUCCACUGCCCGUCGCGCAACACGACUGCCGACUAUUUGUUUACCUCUGCACUCGUCCCGCCACGACCACCGCCCACCGCACAUUCGCACCCGUAUCCAUACGCCCGCACAGCUCCUACACAGCAUCUUGCAGGCAACACGCUUACUAGCCCCUAUUCGCGCGUCCGCCAUGUCGCUCAGCGCAAAAUACCAGGCCUUCCUGGCCAGCCCGUCGGCCGGCGCGCUCGCCGACAACGCGUCGCUGCAUUACAUCACGACCCUCACGAGCAUCCACGAUGCCGGCGCGAUAAUGAAGCACCUCGCGGUGCAGGACAAGCUGCUGAAGAAGACGGAGCAGAAGGUCCUGAGCAAGAUCGAGGGCGCCAAUGGGCUGAGCGUGGACGUGGAGACCACCAUCGAGUUCAGUUCUGGCGGCGGCGCAUACCUGCCCGGCUUGGACGACAAUUUCGUGGCGGACAGGAUAGUGACAUUCCCCAUGGUCCACAUGGUCCACUUCGACAACGCGCAGAAGAUCGUGCAAAUCCGCCUGUACUGGGACCAAGGCUCGCUCCUCAAGCAAAUCGACGUCAUCGGCGCCCGCGCGCGCAACUGGCCCCUCCGUGAUGGCAGAGACCAGAGCCGCCUCAUUUCCACGAGCUCUGCCGUGGUCGCCCAGCCUGAAUCCGCGCCCGCCUCUCGCCCUUCCACCGCUUCCACUGCAGCUCGCGGUGCAGACGAGGUUUCGAUUACGGAGCGUCCGUUCAGCUCGAGGCGGUCGACCAACAAUGCUAUGAACGACCCGCACGCCACUCUGUCCCUCUUUCAGCCCCGCGACGUCAAUCAGGACAGCGCUUCCGGCUCGCAACCGAUAGCACCGCGCGCACAAUCCGCGAAGCCUCCGCCACGCGAGUAUUCCGAGCUGUUCGUCGGCGAGGAACCCCCGUCCCCGUCGCCGGCAAACGACCCGUUGUCCCCGCAGAAGCGUGGCAUUCCAGCCAAGUCCGGUGCCGGUAAGAACUUCAAGCCCAACCGCCUGUUCGAAGAGACGGAGGAGGAGAAGGUGGCGCCUACACCGAGGGGUGUCAAGACGCAUGCGACCAAGUACAACCAUUUCGAAUUUGGGGAUGGUGACGAAGAUGCAACACCCAAGGUGCGAGAGACGGCUCGGCCGGCGACCAAGUCCAAGCACCUAUCACAGUGGGACUUUGAGGACUUUGUCACACCCGACAAGGUGAAGCCCAAGGUCCUGGGCCAGGCCGUCCGACACUUUGGGUGGAGCGACGAUGAGGUCGGUCCUUUCUUCCAGCCUGAGACUUUUGAGAUUUUCGAGGAUGAGGGCUCCCCCGUUCGCCGCCCCGUAGUUCACAAGGCGCGCCCGGAUGCCGACAUGCACUUCGAAUUUGUAGAUGAUGGAACUCCAGAAGCCGAGCGCAAGGAAGCACAGCGCAACCAAGCUGCGUCCAAGGGCCGUCUACAUAACAAGGGCCUCGGCCUCUACCAGGAGCACGUCAUUGGUUCAACCGCGGAUGAUGACGGCGAUGACGAUGUCCCCAAGGGCGACACCAAGCGGCCUCUCAACGACGUUACGACUACUAUUAAGAAUGAGAACCGUAAGAAAGACUUUGGCGCCCACUGGGAAAUGCGCGACGAUAGCCCUGCCCUUGAGAAGUCAUCCUUCAACGGCAACAAGCCCUCAGAGAACCAGAAGAAGGUCCACAAGAGCAUGGACGCCCACUGGGGUCUAUACGAAGACUCGCCUGAGAACCGUGGCAUCAAGACUGCUGGCAAUGGUAUGGGCGCGCGGAAGGGUACCGAAUCCAAUUGGAGCCUGUACGAGGAGUCUCCCGUGCAGAAGAAGGAGAAUAUGGGCGUCAAGCAGACAGGGGAUAGCAUGGGUGGGCGGAAAGGCGCAACUGGCUUCUGGGACUUCUAAGCCCCAACACGUCUGCAUUUUCGAUGCGCUAUGGCAGAUGACGGCACGUUUGACGACGGGCACGGCCUAUGUUAAUGCCUCUAAUGAACUGACCACCUGGCUGGCCGGCGGAGUACGACUACCACGAGCAAGCGAUUUCCAAGGGACUAUUUUCUUUCUCUUCGACUAUUUCCUUGAGUACUUUCAGACUGUAUUGGUGGUCCGUUGAGCGGUGCACAGCACAUUGAGUACGACAUGUACGAUAUUCAGCACGCUUCGGC
This is a messenger RNA of Trematosphaeria pertusa, 2225 nucleotides long. RefSeq lists its product as uncharacterized. The transcript is spliced from 3 exons. Bases 223 to 1965 code for a protein of 580 amino acids. NCBI's taxonomy places the organism in Eukaryota, Fungi, Ascomycota, Dothideomycetes, Pleosporales, Trematosphaeriaceae. The record is from RefSeq and is a predicted model, not a curated record.